Molecule: messenger RNA, 1883 nt
Organism: Aspergillus japonicus CBS 114.51
Lineage: Eukaryota; Fungi; Ascomycota; Eurotiomycetes; Eurotiales; Aspergillaceae
Product: glycosyltransferase family 31 protein
Exons: 1
Coding region: 156-1610 (484 amino acids)
Cellular component (GO): membrane
Molecular function (GO): acetylglucosaminyltransferase activity
Source: RefSeq, a predicted model, not a curated record
CGCCCUCCCAUCUGGACCAGGCCUCUCCUGCCAUAAUCUCCACCGUCUCUCUCCCACUAUCGCUAUAUUGGAGCAUCGCGAUGGUCUUGCAGUUCCAGUGCGGCGUCUAGAUUCAAUACAUCCCUUUCCUAAAAGAUAAACGUUACCGGACCCAGAUGUGGAAUAAGACCGAGGAGAAGCCGCGGACCGCCAUGGGCGCCUCGUACAUGUGGAGGAGAAAAUUGCUGCGCUUUGUGGUCGCAGCUUGUCUUGUGACCAGUUUUACGAUCUUCCUUUGGCCUGAGAUCGAACCUCACCAUGAAAUCACGACUCAGACGAUCUCAAAUAUCACCGUUACCUCCGAGGUCGAAUGCGAACCCGACUUCGAUGCCCUCCAACGCCUCGACGUCCACAAGCUCUCUCAAUAUGUCCGCCGUGAAAUUGUCGUUUCUUCUUCCUUGAGCGACGUCGUUCCCAUUGCACAACGAAUCGAAGUGCCUCUCUUCGAGAAAAUCCACAAGGACCAUCGGUUUGCGGAAGAUAGCGUGCAUCAGGAUGAUUGCUUGAUGCCUCGUCCUGUUUCUGUCUCUGUACCUUCGAUAUUACCAAGGGCGGACGCAUCCCACAUUGACUUCGGUGUGGCUACAACACUGGAGCGUCUGAACGAGUCGCUAGACGCAUUCACUCACUGGGCUGGACAUACGAACGCUCGCAUCUUGGCACUCAUUGAACCAGAUGCGCGGGUCAAUGAAGUCCUCACUAAGGCUGAGAACUUAGGUGUUAACCUCUCGGUAACCGAGUCGACGGAAGAAUACCAGCACCGAUACUUCUCGUUAGUGCCACAUUUGGCCAAGAAUCUGCGGCCGCAGACGAGAUGGACCUGUGUCAUCGAUGACGAUACUUUCUUCCCUUCGAUGACGGCGCUGGUACAGGCUCUAUCGAAAUAUGACGAUACAGCGCAGACCUAUGUCGGUGGGCUAUCGGAAGCGAUGCCCCAAGUCGGAAUCUUCGGUUUGAUGGGUUUUGGAGGCGCUGGCGUCUUCAUGUCUAGACCCCUGAUUGAGCAGAUAGGCCGCAAAGAGGUUUACGAGGACUGUCAAAAGAUGGAAUCCACGGGAGAUCGCAAGAUAUCCCUCUGCAUCUACCAGUAUUCAGAUGCCCAUUUGACCAUUGAUCACCGCCUGCGACAGAUCGACAUGAGGGGUGAUGUAUCUGGUUUCUUUGAGGCUGCUCGACCCCCGCCGCUCUCCGUUCACCACUGGAAGUCAUGGUUCAAUGCCGACAUGGCCAAGCUGGGUGUUGUCAGUGAGAUCUGUGGCGACUCGUGUCUUUUGCGAAAAUGGCACUUCGGCGACGGCUGGAUCCUCACCAACGGCUUCUCUAUCGUCAAGUACAGCAAUGACGUUCCCCCGGAUGACAAGUCGAUGGAGCUCACAUGGGCCGGCGACAAUGGCGCAGUCUUCGAGUCCUUCUUGCAUGAACUUGGCCCGCUCCGACCAAAGGAUGAAGGCAAGAUUAGCUAUAUCCACGAAGAUGCGAUUAUCGAUGGCAACCAGGUCCGCCAAUGGUACAUUCGUCGGGACCCUGAGCUCGGUGAUAAGGUUCUGGAGUUAAUCUGGCGAAAAGAGUAGAUGCGGAAUGCUCUACUUCACCCCAUUGAUCACUCUUUUUCAGCACAUUCAAAUUGUCGUCACAUACCCAGCACCGGCCUGCUGCUUGACUCGGACGACGGACCACGUCCCGUGCUUCACCGAAACAAUACGUGGAUCCAUCCGCACUUCAGUGCGGUACACUUAUAAUUAUAACGGCGCAUAGAUCAUGAAAGUUUUUAUUUCCCCUUGCCUUUGUCCCAUGUGAUGACGUGCUAUCCAAGGCUCGAGCUGGAUUUGGCACAUACCCAUUAU